Molecule: messenger RNA, 1257 nt
Organism: Hibiscus syriacus
Lineage: Eukaryota; Viridiplantae; Streptophyta; Magnoliopsida; Malvales; Malvaceae
Product: CRIB domain-containing protein RIC10-like
Exons: 6
Coding region: 502-867 (121 amino acids)
Source: RefSeq, a predicted model, not a curated record
AACAACAAAUAUUGUCCCAAGUCUCAAUCUUGUGCUUCUCGACCAAACUAACAAAGCCACCACCCGACUUUUUAAUAUCCUAACUUGAUUCUUUGUUGUUUUGUUUGUCUUUCAUCUCACCUUUCGCUUGGGGAGGAUCUUAUUACUUUCAUUUCGUGUCCCUCCUCCACCGUCUCUUCCAAUAUUCCCUUUAGAACCCUCGUUAUUUCAUUCUUUUGAAGCCGCCAUCUUCACUUUUCUCUUCCUUGUUUCGUUUAAAAGAGCUUGUUUCCAUCUGUCUUGUGUUUUUUGCUCUUUUUCUUUUUCAAAUUAAUUUAUCCAUUUGUUAAAAAAAGCGAUGGCAAACAAGAUGAAGCAUGGAACCUUGCAUCAAUGCUUGGAGGAGGUGGAGGGAAUUUUGUAGCAGGAAAAUGUACAAUAUCUUCUCAUUUAUGUAGAGGUUCCUGUAACAUUCAAUCAUUCUUUGAACCGACUGCUCAAUUGUGUUCCUAGUUCAUCAUCAUGGUUACCAAGAUGAAAGGGAUCUACAAAGGUUUCAAGUUCAUUUCCCAAAUCUUUGUUGUUAAGGAACGAGAGAUGGAAAUUGGGUAUCCGACAAAUGUUAAACAUGUGGCUCACAUUGGUUGGGAUGGCCCUUCUGGCUCUGCACCUAGUUGGAUGAAUGAAUUCAAGACAGAUCCUGAUUUCACAGCAACAUCCAUUGAUAACACCAGAGAAUCUAUACCUACAUGGUCUUCUCAAGAUUUUGAGCAAUCCAUGGGAUGCCAACCUGAAACAGAGAUGAUGAGGAACCUGUCUUGCACGGAUCUCCCAAAUAUUCCUAAGAAACAAAAGCGAAAAAAGAAGACAACCUGCUCUCCCAGGUGAUACAUUUAUGUAACAAGAUUUGACUUUCGGUUUCCACUCAUCGAGGAUCGAUAUAGAAAAAGUGCUGGAGUUUGAACCAAAAGCUAGUGUAAAUUAGAAAAUCAUAUUUAAUCUACAAAUGGGUGGAAGAAACGAUCCAAUUCUAAGGAAGCGACUGAUCUAAUGGCAGAAGAAAGUUUCUGGUUUACAAUGAGUAACGGUGCUACUAGACGUGUUGUACCAAGUUAUGUCGGUGGAAAGUUUUGGUAAUUCAGAUUAUUGAAUUCGACAAGUUUGUAUAGGAAUCUUAUUCUUUUUCAUGUUAUGGGUGAAAGGACAAUUUAUUAUUGACUACAAAUACAGGUUUAUUUGGAAGUAGUUACCUUUGGACAAUAGAAUUUUCUUCUUGGU